GCGAGUGGCCAUGACAGUGGAACUCUAUCUGCGCGAGAGGUGACUGUAUAGAAAAGUGUAGUGUUUACAAAAUUGUGAGUGUUGUGUAUUCGAAAGUGAAUUUGGAUUCUAUUUUGCUAUGGAUCUUUUCUUAACUGAAUAGGAUUUUCACUAUAAAUUACGGGAAAUCAUCCGGUGAUGAAGUUUAGAAGACAAUAUGGAAAAUCAACGGAUUUGCAGACAAAAACGAAUCAUAAAGAGGACGAUAAUUAUUUUUGUGAUGUUUCUUUCACAAACCAACUGCACUGACAUUAGAAAUGAUAAUACCAAUACUUUAGAUAAUGUACCCACCUGCCAUAGCUGUCUAAAUAGUCAAGAUGUAAAUAAAUCAAACGAUGACAGUAUUGUAGGUAAUAUAAUAGAUACAGUUAGUGAAUUUUGUGAGAAAUAUGUAUUUGUAAAUAAUACUGAAAGAGAUUUGAGUCACGUCUUAGAGAAAGCAAUAGACGAAGCAUUGAAAAAAGACAAAUACGAAUUAUUUGAAGGAGUCGAAAUUAAAUCUGUGAGUGUGAAGUCUGAUCAAAGUAAAGAAGAUAACGACGGGAGGGCGCUAUUUAGUUCGUACACUUACGAAUACAGAUUGUUCAAGAAAAUUAAAGAUUUUGUGGACACGCAUAUUCUGUCUAUAAAUUUGCCUAAAGCAGCCAGACUUAUUGGAUUUAGAUCAUUCGGCCUUAAGAAGUUCUUCCUUCCCUUGCUGAUUGGGAUGCAGGUUUUCAAGAGUAUCCUCUUGGCGAUGUUUUUACCCAGUAUUUUGGGAAGUUUUGGCAAAAUACUCGGGAAAGGUAUAUCCACACUAUCGGCCACGUCAAGCCAGGCCAGCUACCCACCAGCGAACAACGAAGAUCCUGGCUACGAUAACAAAGAAGCAUUCAUGGGAUACGAGACAAACAAUGCGGGUCAAUUCGCUUUACAGGAUUAUAAUGGCGAAACUGACCCCAAUGAUAGCGCAGAUGAUAUGUCCAGGUUUGGGCCAGGGGGCCAGAAAGUCUCGUAUCUGCCAUCCAAGAACAGCUACUACAAGAACCAAAUGACUAACAACUAUAAGAAUUUCCAGAAGAUUCCAGCAUCAUCGAUGAUCCUGAGUAAUUAUGACCCGUUCUACUCACCCCUUCUGUCGAGACUGGACGGCAUCUUCGCGAGUCUCGGUUUAGCCCCGAGCGAGACAUCAACAGACGCCCAAGGACAGGCUUUGAGUGACGUGAAGUUGGAAGCGUGUCGAGAGCAGCUAAUCUGCCUGAUGUAUGCUAAUCCAGCGAAAUAUGCGCCCUACAGUAAUUUGGUCUCAGCCCAACUCAGCAGGGAACUAAACGAGCUACGACGCCCGGUAUCGGAUAACCCAGAAAUACUCCGUUUCUUCAGAUACAUGAGAUCAGCGCGGAGGGGUCAAGAAGGCACCGACUGCCUGCAAUUUAGCACUGGGUGCACAGUCUCCACUCCCACUCACACUAUGAUCGCUGCCUACCACGAUAUUAACAAGCUCGUAACCGCUAGACGGCUCAAUUUAGGGAACUGACAGUCAUAUAAGCACAGAGAGCAAAUCAAUGCUCCAUUAGGACCAAUCAUAAUCAACCAAGACUUCAUAUUUCAUCUAUGCAGAUCAUUAGUACAUAGUUGUAUCUACUUCAGCAACUAUCUCUUGAGAAAGAAACGUUGAAUUUGAAAAUGGUGGAUUGUCGAAGUAGGUUACAGAUUAAGAAACUUGUCAUUUUACUAUUACAUUUACGACAGUCAAUAAAGUUGUAAUUUAAAAAUGCUGAAUCUAACACAGCAAACAUUACAUUGUAAUUUAUAAUAAUUUUACAUACAAUUAAAAUGGCACCUAGAUUGUAUUUAUUGCGAUGGAGUUUGAAUGUGAUUAAAUGGUUUCAUUUCAAGAUUACUAUUAAAUUGAAUGAAAAUAAAAAGAAUGGUACUGUUUGAAUAAAAAAAAUGAGAGUGCUUCACGACACUGGAGUACACUUAAAUUUGGAAAGCCAGACAGAAAGGCGAGUAACAAACGCUUUGAUACAUAAUGGUAGUCUUCAAGGUCAAACAUUUAGUUAUAUGUAAAUAAUAAUGUGUAAAUAAAUUUAUUUAUUAAUUACUUAGUAUUAAGAUGUUAUGCAUGUUAUUUAUUGUGUGGAUGUGAACCUUUAUAUUUAUAGACUUAUUGAAUGUUGUUAUAAAAUUAUAUAUCACUACUUAAGAAAUAUACUUUUGUCAUACA
Messenger RNA from Pieris rapae (cabbage white), 2248 nucleotides. RefSeq lists its product as uncharacterized. Bases 197 to 1555 code for a protein of 452 amino acids. The transcript has 8 exons. NCBI's taxonomy places the organism in Eukaryota, Metazoa, Arthropoda, Insecta, Lepidoptera, Pieridae. The record is from RefSeq and is a predicted model, not a curated record.